Amaranthus tricolor (Joseph's coat) is the source of this 5105-nucleotide messenger RNA. Its product is annotated as probable LRR receptor-like serine/threonine-protein kinase At3g47570. The coding region runs from base 412 to 3486 and encodes 1024 amino acids. Lineage: Eukaryota; Viridiplantae; Streptophyta; Magnoliopsida; Caryophyllales; Amaranthaceae. Gene Ontology annotation, molecular function: protein kinase activity; ATP binding; protein binding. The transcript has 2 exons. Gene Ontology annotation, biological process: protein phosphorylation. The record is from RefSeq and is a predicted model, not a curated record.
UGUUGAAAUUUCUAUAAUGCAAAAGGAGUAAAAAAACAUGCAUUAUGAUUUAAUUAUAAGAACAUAUACCAAAUUGUGAAUUGCAUCAAUCAUAUAAUAAGAAUUUUAUUUAAUACAAAAUACUCCUUACUAAUUUGGAGCUCUUUGACCAUUUCUUAACAUCGAAUCUGACUACUAGAAAAGGGGAAAAUGAAUUAUCUUCAAAGAUGGGUAAUGCAGUGGGCCACAGAGUAAGCUUAUACAAAGUUCUCACGUCAUUACAUUCAAUCAUAAAUUUCCAGCAUUGCAAAAAAUAGUAUAUAAAUCUGGUUAACAUACACAUUAGAUAAACUUCCAUCAUUCCUUACUAGUUUAUUCCUCCUUCGUAAUCGAUAAACACUGUCCUAUCAUUGCAAAAGUAAGUAUCCAAACAUGUCAAGCUCAUUUUGCUGGAUCAUUAUUGUUACUUCUAUGUUCUGCAGUUUUCAGCUGUGUGUAGCUGGGAACAAUGAAACUGAUAGGCAAGCAUUACUUGAAUUUAAAGCCAAGAUAACCGGUGACCCUUUCAGCGUUUUGAGCUCAUGGAAUGACACGCUUCACUACUGCAAUUGGCAUGGAGUUACGUGCGGUCAUAUGCACCAAAGAGUGACAUACUUGGACCUUCCAUCCUUGCAGUUCACAGGUAUUAUCUCUCCUUAUGUAGGAAAUUUAAGCUUCCUAAGAGGAUUACGCCUCCAUAACAAUAGCUUUGGUGGCAUACUUCCACCUGAAAUUGGUCGUUUGCACCGAUUGCAGUACUUGUUCAUCCGUAAUAAUUCCAUUGGAGGGGGGAUUCCAUCAAAUAUAUCAGGUUGCUCUAGCCUUAUUGCACUUGACAUCUUUGGUAACAAGUUGAUUGAGCAAAUUCCGCCUCAGCUUGGGGUUUUGCCACACUUAAAAUUUAUAUUCUUGUCAUAUAACAACGUAACAGGAAGCAUACCUUCAUCUAUGGGGAACUUAACAUCCCUCUCUCGACUCUACAUGGAUUUUACCAACUUAGUUGGAAAUAUUCCAUCCACCUUUGGCAAACUGAAAAACUUGACAGUAUUCUCAUUAUCUGGGUACAAGUUGUCUGGAACAGUCCCACCCUCGGUAUUCAAUCUUUCCUUAUUGAACCAUUUAGAUAUAGGAUUGAAUUACUUUGAAGGAACUCUUCCUCCAUAUUUAGGCAACACGCUUCCACUUCUUCAAUGGUUUUCUAUUGACUCCAAUCGAUUCACUGGAGCCAUUCCUUCUUCAAUAUCCAAUUCCUCAAACCUACAAGUUUUACUAUUGGCAGAUAACAAUUUACAAGGACAAGUUCCAUCUCUGCACAAGUUAGCAAUGCUAAAACGCCUGACGCUCUACGAUAACUCCCUAGGAGAUGGCCAAGCAGGCGAUUUGGAUUUUGUUUCUUCUUUAGCCAACGCCACCUUGCUACAAUUCUUUGAGAUAGGCCAUAAUAACUUUCAUGGAGUUUUUCCUAGAGGCCUGUGCAACUUCUCAAUGGUUAAAACAAUGUCAUUCUAUAGCAACAACAUAUUUGGAGAUAUUCCAAAUUGUAUAGAAGACCUAACAGAACUGCAAUCUUUAGGGGCAUUUGACAAUGCACUGUCUGGGGCCAUUCCACAAGGAAUAGGGAAGCUCCAAAAACUAAACAAGUUAUUUUUGAACGCCAACAAAUUAACAGGGCCGUUACCACCCUCGAUCGGAAACCUAAAUCAACUGACAGUUUUUACCCUGUCUAAUAACAGUCUUGAAGGCCAAAUACCCACAACUCUAGAAAAUUGCACAUCAUUGAUAGGACUGAACUUUUCUCAUAACAACCUAAGUGGUGGGAUACCCCCACAACUUUUCAGUCUACCAACCUUAGCUAUACUUGAUCUAUCUGCAAAUCAUCUAACCAAGCCCCUCCCAGAAGAAGUAGGGCAACUUAAUGCUCUACAGAUUCUUGAUGUUUCUCAAAAUAUGUUAUCAGGUCAGAUACCAAUUUCUCUCAGUAGUUGUUUGUCAUUAGAAUCUUUAAACAUGUCAAACAACAAAAUACAAGGCCCCAUUCCAGAUGAAUUGAAGAAUUUAACGGGUCUAAGUUCGCUAGAUUUGUCAUACAACAAUUUAUCAGGGAAAAUCCCGAAAUACCUAGCAAGCAUGCAGUUGCAACAGCUCGACCUGUCCCAUAAUAACUUUGAAGGUGAAGUGCCCAUUGGCGGGAUCUUCAACCAUACAAAUGCUGGAUUUAAAAGUGGUAACAGUAAGCUAUGUGGAGGAAUACCUGAGCUAGAGUUGCCUCAUUGCAGUUUUAGCAGCAACGCUGAGAAAAGAAGAUCAAAGCACAAGAGAAAUUUGAUCAUUGCUAUUCUUUCUGGGUUUCUUAUGGUCAUUCUGCUUGUGGCUUCACUAAUGUUGUUUUUCUGUAGACAAAGAAAGAGGUCUAAGGAAACAGCAACAUAUAGCGAUGAGGGAAAUUUUCCAAAUUUGUCUUAUCAAGCCCUUUUUAAAGCCACAAAUGGCUUCUCCUCAGAAAAUUGGAUUGGCAGUGGUACAUUUAGGAUUGUAUACAAGGGAAUCAUUGAUGAAAAUGGAUCAACUGUUGCUAUAAAGAUGUUUAACCUAGAGUAUCAUGGAGCUUCCAGGAGUUUCAUGGCUGAAUGUGAUGUUCUUCGAAGAAUCAGGCAUCGGAAUCUCAUCAAGAUCAUAAAAGCUUGUUCAAGUAUAGAUUAUAAGGGGAGAGAUUUUAAGGCUUUAGUAUACGAGUACAUGGAAAAUGGAAGUCUGGAAGAUUGGCUGCAUCCUACAAAGCCAGUAGAUAGAGAUGAUACCUCAAGAAACUUGAAUCUUCACCAAAGAAUUGAUAUUGCAAUUGAUAUAGCAUUUGCCUUAGAUUAUCUUCACAACUCAUGUGAUACGUCCAUAGUUCAUUGUGACCUCAAGCCAAGCAAUGUUCUCCUCGAUGAUGAAAUGGUCGCACAUGUGGGAGACUUUGGACUAGCUAGGUUCCUCCAAAAUUCCAUUAGCAAUGCUGAUGCAAAUCCAUCCAACUCUGUUGGAGUUAGAGGAACUGUCGGUUACACCCCUCCAGAAUAUGGAUUGGGCAAUGAGGUAUCAACUCAUGGAGAUGUCUAUAGUUUUGGAGUUCUUUUACUAGAAAUGUUUACAGGAAAAAGACCUACUCAUGAGAUGUUCAUAGGAAGCUUUAGGCUACAAGACUAUGUGAAAGAAAAUUUACCUGAAAAUGUGAGCCAGAUUAUAGAUCAUGAUGUUCUUAAAGACAUAAAACGAGAGGAUGUGGUUAAAAGUCUAGAGGCCUUAACAUCAAUACUUGCUAUAGCCCUUUCCUGCUCAACUGAUGUGCCACAUCAAAGGUUGGACAUGAGUGAUGUCACUACAAAGCUAUUAUCAAUUAGGAAGAAGCUACUUGGAAAUCACUUAAGAAGGGAAAGAAUAAUUCAAACAGGUACUUUUCAAAAUUGGCUUCCCCCUCCCUGCUGAUUAUUUUCAGUUAGAUAAUGAUGAAAUAUGGACACCAUUAUGGUGCAGGUGCAAGAUAAAGAUAGAUGCCAAACCAAGUUGAAGCGACAAAGAAGACGCUUGUCAUGUAACGGAUAUAAAGAACCAGAUUGGCAGAUUAUGUAACAAUGAUUCUUCUCAAGAACAUUUUGGUACUUUGUCAUGGAUUUCUCAAAUUAAAAACACAAAAUCUGGUAUGCAGGCGCCGCAUCCGUGCUACCGUACGGAGGACGACCCAAUAAAAUAAAAAAUUUACCCACCAACUCCAAGCCUUAAAACACUCGUUUCAAGACUUAAAAUGUCAAUUUCAGUAUUUUAAACCCCUACUCUAAGUCUCAAUCUUCCUUCUCAAAUGUUUUACUUUAUUUUUUUAACUACUUACUCCAACUCUUAAAAUACCAAAUCCAAGACUUAAAAUGUCAAUUCCAACUUUUAAAGCUCCUACUCGAAGUCUUUACUUGAAAACCCAUGAAGUCUCUUCCCUAUCUUGAUUUCCGACCACUGAAUGACCUCAUGGCGCCGAGUGUAAUACUUGAAAAAGUAUCAGUAUAUCGGCUACACUUAGGAGGCGUUUAAUAUGAGAAAUGAAAAUGAAAAGGAAAGGGAAUGCUUAGAGAGAGGUAUUGUUGAAGUAUUAGUAUCAUAGAUUGUUCAAUAUAAAAAUUUAAUGGUAUUGUUGAAGUAAAAUGGCUCAUUAUAUCAUGCGCAUCUUAUUUGUGUGAAACUGCACAUGAUUUUUGCUACCUAUGGUAAACAAAAAAAACCUCUUUGUUAGUGUUAACAAGGAUAAGGAUGUGUACAUCCGACCCCCAAACCCCAUCGUAGGUGGGAGCCACUUAAUGAUAUUGGGUAAUGGGAAUAUUGUUGUUAUUGUUGUUUAUUUGUUACAUUCCAUGUCAUUGUUGUGAUAAAGUAAAAGAAUCACGUAUGUUAUGACAAAGUAAUGGAAACAUUACCCACACAACCAAAAGAAACAUUAGGAAAUGGAUUUACUUAUUUAAACUCAUUCUCAACCCUACAAAAAGGCAACUAAAAACUUCCUUAGAUAUCAACGUAUAUCUCAUAUUACACCAUUUCCGAUGAAAUGCUUAAUCAAGUUUACUACCCUGCCCGUAUCUUAAAUAAUUAUUGAAUACAUAUAUCUCAAUGAUCUGAUAUUUCACUAAACAAUCCAACCAGAAGGAUACCCUCAUAGCAUCUAACCAAAAUUAAAAUAAACCAUAGAUCUCUUAUGCCAAAGAAUAUCAAAAUCCAUCAUAAAAAAUAAUAAACAAUGAGCCAUAUAGAAUUUCUAGUUUAUAGAAACCAAGUACAAAGAUGCUCUACAAUCCUGCAUAGUGCAUGCUGCAUAAAAGCACACGUAUGAAAACUCUUUCACAACCAGCUACAGCAUAGGUUUUUUAUGUUUAGACAAGAUAACUUGCAUGUUUUUUUCUCAAACUGCAACAAAUCUUUGGAUUUAUUAGAAAAAGCAACAGAUCAAAUAUCGCAGCCAAGUCAACACUUCAUUUACAAUACCAGAAAAGAGGAAAUUGUAUGGUUGGGGACAGGGGGGCUUCUUGUUUAUAAUUAUGUACGAAGAGAUCAAUUUUUUUCAAGUU